UGUGGUUGUUGUGCCGUUGAGAAGUCCCAAACAACAACUUACAGGAGAACUCACGCGGCGUUUAUUAUAGUGCGGAAAGACCUCACGACAGGAAUCUGUCAUCCGUCUCACCUGCGCCUUCCUCAGGAAGACGCGCCUGUGAGGCCCUCACAGGACGAGACCAGGGCUCAUGUGCGCGACUAGAUCGCCGGGGCCCACAACAACAACAUAGUGCGGAAAGAUUAGUACUAGCGCUUUAAAACACUCCAGAAGAUAAAUAUAAUAUAAUGCCAUUGACAAGCAGUGUGUGUGAAUGAGCAGAAGAGAGGAACAAGAGGAGGAGGACCUACGAAGCGAUACAGAAUGAUUGCGUUAAGAAGAUUAGUCCGGGCAAGCUUGAGUCCUCGUCCAUCCUGCCUCUCCCUUGCCUGCCAGAAGUAUGUGAAGGAGUUUGCGUUGAAUGUUUCUGUCCAAGGAAGGGAAGAAGGGACAGACGUGAGCGAUGUUGUUGAAGACACCUCAGACUCUGGGAAAACAAGAAGAACCAGAAAACUAAUCUCCACAGGCAGAAGAAAAAAGUCAGAUGCACUCUAUGCGGAAGACAAUGGAAUGGCCAACGGAACAGAGGAGAGUAUUCAGGGUCUCGUUCAAAAGCUUAAGCUCCUGAAAAAGGGAUCAAAGGGCAGACGCACACAGUACCUCAUGGACAGAAGCAUUGCGGAAACACUCGUCACAUAUUUGAAGAGAGGCCUUGGAGAAGAAGAUAUCCUGGUAGAUACGUCACCCGGUUUAGGCGUUCUGACUGGGAUCCUUUUGGCGGAGACCAGUAACUCGGUGGUUGCCUACGAGCCCAACAACAAACUGAAGUCCAACCUGGUAGCAUCUCUCUUGCCACAGUAUGCUCCUCGUCUUCAAAUCCCGACUCAGGAUUUCCACAAGUUCUACGGCUACUAUAUCGUGAGCCAGAGGGAGCCAGAGAACACAGUGUUGCAUGACUUCCUGAGCCCAAUGUUGAGAAGAGACAGGAAUGUUUACUCUCCUGUGAAAAUUUUGGGUGUGGUUUAUGAUUUAAGGUUUGUGAAGAGACUGAUCUACUCCUUCACCUUUCAGUGUUGCUUAUUUGAGAACAUAUCACCGGACCUGUACCUUUUUCUCCCCCAUAAACUGUACACCCAGGUUCAUGGCGGCCCAAAUCACGCUUACAAGUCUAUAAGUCUCAUCUUCCAAUAUUACUUUGACAUGGAGACCUUACAUGUGGUGUCCAAGGAAGGCUUCUAUCCCAUCUACACCAAAACAACGAAGAGAGAGGAAGAAGACGAAGGCAUCUAUUUAGUCAGGAUUUCGCCAAAGAAGGACUUUUUUGAUAAGGUGCCUCGGAAGGAGUUGGAGAGCUUCUUCUUCUUCAUCUACACAAUGUCUCGCCUCAAGAGGACAGACUCGCUUAUCGUCGGGAUGGAGCGCUGGAUCCCAGACUGUGGACCGGAGAUCAUUAAACAUGGAAUCCACGUCUUCGCACGUCCCCGAGAGCUGACAACCGAGGAGCUCUUCCUGGCUUACAAGAUCUUCAUAAGCCUACCGUCAUACCCCGAGUCUGUCUUCCAUUACCAGCGGCAGCAGUUCAUUGCCAGAGUCGCAGAGAAAACGGAUGUAGAAAUGGAGGAAAAGGCACCCGAUGAAAAUCUAGACUCUGAUGAUGAUGCGUUCUUGGAGGCUUGAAAUUGACACAGCUCAGAUACUCACUCCAGGCCCCCAGCGCGGCCCUCGGGUGACCCAGCAGAUUUCUGUGCGGCACAUCGGACACCGCAUCCAGUCGCAGCCCCACUUCCGCACCAGCAUCACCGAACACUUGGGGCACGGCAGACCAUCGCCGCGACGGAUCAUGUCCUGCGGGAUGAGAAUGAGGCAACACAUUAGAUCUCAUUGACUAAAAAUCUCGGAAACCAAAGGAGUGAGGAUAGAUUCAGGGUGUUUGAUGAUGGAUUAUGAUGUUUGAUUAUUAAUAACAUCACUGAGGAGGCAAAAACAGUCAUGGGAUAGAUAUUUUUCUUGUUGCUUUAUGAGAAUUUAAUAAUGCGAUUCCUUCCUCACUGAACUAGAUUUGUUAUGUAAAUAAGAGAAUAAACUCCACUUUAUUUUAUGGAUGUGUAAAUAUAUGUAAUACAAUUCAUAAUAUUUUCACCAUUGUUAUGUAAAUGUAAGAAACUUUUUGACAUGAAUAAACGCUGCGAAGACUUA
Molecule: messenger RNA, 2214 nt
Organism: Eriocheir sinensis (Chinese mitten crab)
Lineage: Eukaryota; Metazoa; Arthropoda; Malacostraca; Decapoda; Varunidae
Gene: mtTFB2
Product: dimethyladenosine transferase 2, mitochondrial-like
Exons: 5
Coding region: 343-1695 (450 amino acids)
Biological process (GO): transcription initiation at mitochondrial promoter; rRNA methylation
Cellular component (GO): mitochondrial matrix
Molecular function (GO): rRNA (adenine-N6,N6-)-dimethyltransferase activity; mitochondrial transcription factor activity
Source: RefSeq, a predicted model, not a curated record